This is a messenger RNA of Staurois parvus, 423 nucleotides long. Lineage: Eukaryota; Metazoa; Chordata; Amphibia; Anura; Ranidae. The record is from the annotation of a GenBank genome assembly.
CUCAACAGCAGGCACCGCGUCAUCUGGCAAGACAGUGGGGCUCUGACUCAAUUGGCACGACAGCGGGCACCGGGGUCAUCAGGUACUGGAUUGUCUGGCUCGACAGCAGGCAUCGGGUCACCAGGUAUGACAGCGGGUACUGGGUCACCAGGCAUCAGGUCAUUUGGCUUGCCAGCGGGCACCGCGUCAUCUGGCAAGGCAUUGGGCACCGGGUCACCAGGCAUUGGAUCGUCUGGCUCGACAGCGGGCAUCGGGUCACCAGGCAUCAGGUCAUUUGGCUCGCCAGCGGGCACCGCGUCAUCUGGCAAGGCAGUGGGCACCGAGUCACCAGGUACGACAGCGGGCUCUGAGUCAAUUGGCACGACAGCGGGCACCGGAUCAGGUACCGGAUCAUUGGAUCAACAGCGGGCAUCGAGUCAACUG